This is a messenger RNA of Zea mays, 2667 nucleotides long. Its product is annotated as sodium/hydrogen exchanger. Gene Ontology annotation, molecular function: potassium:proton antiporter activity; sodium:proton antiporter activity. Gene Ontology annotation, biological process: proton transmembrane transport; regulation of intracellular pH; sodium ion import across plasma membrane. The record is from RefSeq and is marked validated. The transcript has 13 exons. Lineage: Eukaryota; Viridiplantae; Streptophyta; Magnoliopsida; Poales; Poaceae. The coding region runs from base 829 to 2469 and encodes 546 amino acids. Gene Ontology annotation, cellular component: plasma membrane.
CCUAGAUAAGCCAGUUGCAGAUCCUUCCUGCCAGUGCAAGCAACCUUUCGCUGUACCUUUUGCCCUCUCCCAAAUCCAGAUCGAAACGAGUGCAUCGCAUCCACAAGCCUCCUUACCCAGAAUUACAUCAGCGACGACCGCCGACUCGCCGAGGCCGUUCCGGCUCACCGGCCACCGCCUCCGGCGGGGUCCCUCCCCCGCUCCCAAACGCGCCGCGCGGAUCAGCCACUGACGCGUGGGCCCAACCCGUACGCUGUCACCCCCCACCCCACACACACACGUGUUCCCCAGUUCCCCCUCCGGCCCUCCCGCACCGCACGGCAGGGCAGCAGCAACCAACCGCCCACCGAUCGUCUUUUUCUGUUUGUUUGUUUAUACCUAUCUCCUCCUCCUCGCCUACGACUACGAGUUCGCCGUGGCGCGCCACCCGCCACCAGUCAGUCCCGCCGCGCCGAUAAACCCUCCCUCCCCGAAUCGGAGAACCGCAUCUCUGAGAUUCCCCUCCGACACCCGCCGUCCGCGCUGGGAUCUCCCAUCCGGACCCGUCUUCCAUCAUUGCCCCUCGAAUUUCUCCUCCACAGACUCAGUUUCGUCAUCCGCGCUUGGUUUCGUCAGUUCCGGCGGGCCUAGCAGAUUCGUGGCUCUUCCUCGUACACAAUCCGGGCUGGGUGAGUGGGGCCCCUUUUCCGCCUAGCGGGUUGCGUGCGGCCGGCGGUGUUGCUUGGAAGGCAAAUCGAGUGUUUAGGGGGCCGCGUGCGGGGGCGGUGGUAAAUAAAGCUACCAGGGUUGGUGGGGUCAUUAGCGGAGCUGUGACUCUGUGAGGCGACGAUGGGGCUGGGGGCUGCGAUGGCGCUGGCGCUGGGCGACCCGCCAGCGGACUACGCCUCCAUCGCGGCGGUGGGGCUGUUCGUGGCGCUCAUGUGCGUCUGCAUCGUCGUCGGGCACCUCCUCGAGGAGAACCGCUGGAUGAACGAGUCCAUCACCGCGCUCUUCAUCGGGCUGGGAACUGGAGCGGUCAUCCUGUUCGCGUCGAGCGGGAAGCAUUCGCGCGUGCUGGUGUUCAGCGAGGACCUCUUCUUUAUUUACCUGCUGCCGCCGAUCAUAUUCAAUGCAGGGUUCCAAGUGAAGAAGAAACAGUUCUUUCGAAACUUCAUUACUAUUACACUGUUUGGUGCAGUUGGCACCUUGAUCUCUUUUACUGUAAUAUCCCUUGGCGCUCUAGGACUAAUAUCAAGGCUUAAUAUCGGCGCACUUGAACUGGGAGACUAUCUUGCACUUGGGGCAAUAUUCUCGGCCACAGACUCGGUUUGCACCUUGCAGGUGUUAAGCCAAGAUGAGACACCAUUCUUGUACAGCCUCGUGUUUGGUGAAGGUGUUGUCAAUGACGCAACUUCUGUUGUGUUGUUCAAUGCAAUCCAGAACUUUGAUCCUGGAAAUAUCAGCAGUGCCAAAUUACUGAACUUCAUUGGCAGUUUCCUUUAUCUGUUCGGCUCCAGCACCAUUCUUGGAGUAGCUUCUGGACUUCUUAGUGCUUAUACCAUUAAGAAGUUGUACUUCGGCAGGCAUUCAACCGAUCGUGAAGUUUCCAUUAUGAUGCUAAUGGCUUAUUUAUCUUACAUGCUAGCUGAAUUGCUCGAUUUGAGUGGCAUUCUCACUGUGUUUUUCUGCGGUAUCGUAAUGUCACACUAUACUUGGCACAAUGUAACAGAAAGUUCGAGGGUCACAACCAAGCAUGCCUUUGCAACAUUGUCGUUUAUCUCCGAGACUUUUCUGUUUCUUUAUGUUGGUAUGGAUGCAUUGGAUAUAGAGAAGUGGAAGAUUGUCGGUCAAACUUAUAGCCCGGUAAAGUCUAUCGCUUUGAGCAGCACCAUUUUAGCCUUGGUGCUGGUUUCAAGAGCUGCUUUUGUUUUCCCACUAUCCUUUGUAUCAAAUUUGACCAAAAAAACUCCAAAUGGAAAGAUAUCUUUUAGGCAGCAGGUUAUUGUUUGGUGGGCGGGUCUCAUGAGAGGUGCUGUGUCUAUUGCGUUGGCUUACAAUAAGUUCACAAGAUCAGGCCAUACUCAACAACCUAGCAAUGCUAUCAUGAUCACAAGCACAAUCAGCGUUGUUCUUUUCAGCACAAUUGUCUUUGGGCUGCUGACGAAGCCACUGAUCAGGCUCUUGAUCCCGUCAAGGCACCUAUCCAGGGAACCAAGCGCCCUUUCUGAACCUUCCAGCCCGAAGUCUUUCUUUGAGCAGCUGGCCGCCAACAGCCCUGGACACCCGGAUCUUGAGAAUGGCAUAAGCCUACGACGCCCGGCGAGCCUCCGUUUUCUCCUAGUAAGCCCGGCACGGUCCGUCCACCAUUACUGGCGCAAGUUCGAUGACAGUUUCAUGCGGCCGGUGUUUGGUGGCCGUGGCUUCGUUCCCUUCGUCCCUGGUUCACCCACUGAGAGCAGCUUGCCAUUGCUUCCUGGCAAUGAGAACUGAAACCAGCGUAUCGAGGGGCUUUAAUUCAGCAGAAGUUUUGUAAAUUGGCUUCGCUUAUGGUUAUAAUAUUUGGUGUAAAUCUAGGUUUGUAGAUUCAACUUGGUAGCAUGUACAUGUUGAUGUAGGCUAGUUAACUGACCAGCGACCAAACGGCUGUGCAUAUUGAUAUCUCGUCGCUAUCAAUGAGUUCGUAUUUAU